AUGAAGAUCGGCCAGCAGAUCAAGUUUAUUGUUAUCAACAAGCAAGCGAACUCCUUGUACUCUCUGAUCGCUGAUGGGCAAUACCGCCACACCUCACUGGGUCUUGACACGUGGAAGUCACUGAUUGGUUCUGAGGCCUCCUUACAGAAAAUCUGUAACAAGGAAGGGUUCAAUGCUGUGUCUAAAGAUUCUCGUUUUUCCAAAGCCAGGAUCGGUAUCCUUGGUGACAACAUCGGCGAUUGCAGAACCUGUGACUCUAGAAUUGGGUUUGGUACUGGAGGAGAUCAUGAUAACAACAACACAUGCGGAAACGAGGCUAGUGUGUUGGGGACAGAUAAUGGCGAGAAGCAUAUCAAGGCAAUGGGAUAUAUUUUGGUGCAGUAAAAAGAAACUGAUCUUCGGCGCUAAUUUACCUUUGGCACCAAAAAGAAAGUGUAGUUUAAGGAAACUCUUUUUCUCUCUUCGUUUUUUGUGGAUAAACAAUAGACUAUGUCUAGAUUGAAUUAAAGUUAACCAUUGUUCAUUAGAAGUAAAGACACAAUGAGAAACUAGGAUUAAAAGUUAUUGGUUACUGUAAUCCAGUCUCGCUAUUACUCUACCCCCUAACAAAACUAUCUUAUUUUGAGAUUGGAGGUGAGUUUUCAGUUUUUAAUUGUUUUUUUUUUUUCAUUAUUGUGCUUUACUUAGAUCAGCACUUGAAGAGGACGAAGUUGGUGAUGCGAGUAUAUUAGCUUUUCUACGUGGUCUGUUUUCCAAGUUCUUAUAAGCGUCCUUGAAGAGUUUACAAAUUUCAAACUACUGUAGUAAUGAAAAUAAAAUAAGGACCGUCCUGUAUCGGUAAUUGGAAACGGUCAGUGUUAACGUGGAAAAAUAGAAACUCAGGGAACUGAAAUGUACUCAUAGGCUUAAAUUAGUCAUAAAGUGGGUUGGGAAAGUUUUCAGAUUGGGAUGAUCUUUCUCAAAUUGUGAUCAAUCGGUUCCAGAGGAGACUGAAUCGGAGUUUGAACCACGCACUCAAAUGAUACUUGGAAACCGAAUUUGAUUCACGAGAUAAUAUUUUAGCUAAUAAAUUUCUAGAGUGAUUUUGCUUUGGAAGUAUCUCCCUUGGGAAGGAUAGGAUGCAGUUGUGUGAAUGGUUUCCAUCCACGUACUUUUCUGCCACCUAAAAUUUCGUGUUGUGUUUUGGGUUCCAUUGCUACUUUAUUUUUUCAUUCAAGAGUGAAAUUAGAAAAUCUGAAAUACAAUCUCAGUUUAAUAAUGAGUUUUCUUUGCUAAAUCUGAUUGACUGCGCUCUUUUUAUAUCUAAAAUAUUUUGCGCAGUCAAGGUUCUUGCUGAUCCAUUAGAAGCUUGGACGCCCGCUGGGACCUUUAUUGAAUUUUGGGACCCCCGUGGGGGCGUAUAGACAGGAGACUCAAAGGAGGCGUUUAUUGACUUUAUAAUGUAAUAAAAGUUGCAAGCUCAACAAAGUUUUAAAGAGAAUUUAUCAAGAGAAUUUAAAAAUGGUGGAAUUUUUGUGUCCAUCAAUUUUACGUCUAGGGCCGUAUACAUAGCGAUGUAUAUCAGGAGAUCGUUCGAAUCUUUACAUCGAUGUCAGAAUCCUGGCUUCGGGUUAUUGUGUUUGUCAUCGUUAGUAAAUCCUUACCCUGAAUUUAACACAGAACAAGCAAAAUGCAAUGCGCAGACGAGGUUGCCUAUUUACCGAGUCAGGAUUUCGAGUUGGGUUUCCAGUUGGAUUUUCGAGUUGGAUUUUCGAGUUAGGAUAUUUUUGGCGGGAUUUUUUGGCGAGGUUUCCAAUAAAUUUUCAGUGGUUUUACACAACGUACUCUGUCAGCGGUGUUGCACAUCGUCUUGAGGUCUUUUCAAGAUGGAGGAGAACGAGGAUGGCAGACCGGUAACGGCAAUCUUGUUUAAUCUAUCCCAGUAUUGCAUUCGUAAUUAUAUUUUUGACUGGACAGAAUGGCUUACACUUCAAUGAAUGCUUUUAUUUAUGAAUUAUUCGUUAAUUGUCGAGUGUCGGCCGGAUGUAAACCAUUACAAUCUUUCGUAAAAUAAUGUUUGAUUUCAAGAGAAUUAUACACCAGAAAAACCUACAUGUGAUCCCAGAAAUGUUACCUGGUUAUAAUUUUGUUUUCAGAAGCACAUGAUAUAUCCAGGGCCGGGUGGAAGUGCCAAUUAUAGAAAUAUAUAGUAUAUAAAUAUAGAAGUCAAUUUCACGAGGUGCAAAUUAUCUAAGGCCCAACGUAACUGGUUUUUUAAUACUGCAAGUGCGGUGCAAAUAUCUUUCUUUAGUAAAAUCCAACUUUAGUGGUCUAUUAUCAAUGCUGCGUUCUGAUUGGUUGAGCUACUAUAGCUACUAGGCUAAAAUGUUAUAGCCCACUAGUAGCGAAAAGCGCCGGCUUUGAAAACCAAAACAAUGGCGGCUGAAUAGCGUUUUGCUAGUUAAAGUUGUUUUGUCUCGAUAUUUUUGACCACCUAGUUGGAUUUUACUAAAACAAUUAUUCCUCUCGCCCUCAUGGCCCCUGAGUCAAUAGCCCAUGACCCCCCUGUAUAACUCAUGUAUUUCGGGCUGAUAGUCCGCUUGUUUCUACAGUAAUCUGGUGCUUAAUGCAGUUACAAAAAAACUCCAUACCUAGACAAAACGAAUGAUGAUACCGAGUCUGGAUGAAAAAGAAGUUUCAACACCUGUGUAAUUUAUCAUUUACUUGGGAAAACUGGAGGGGCUGGACAUUCCGCUUGUUUGUGUCAUUCCAACCUUCAGAGAAGAUUUAAGACGAAGUAAUUUUUGUACUCUUUUCAGUCUGUUCAGCCGAUUUGGAUAUAAUUUGUAGCGGAUCGUUCUCAAACUACGUGAAAUUUUAUUUACCAUUUUCACCGAGACCAUAAUUAUACACCUCGUUUGACCCCCGACCCCCCCCCUCCCCCAUUUCUCAUCACCAUUGUUUCCAAUUUUCUCACCUCUUAAUAGAGUCGUCCCAAGAGAAGUCGAAGAAAAGGGUUGUACCAAAUUUGGGGGUGUAAACAAGGUACGUUAUGGUCUCGGUGAAAAUUUUCAAUAGUUUUAUAUCUAUGCACCAGAUUUCCACCUGGGUGGUUUGUGUAGAUGGUAAGCAUCUCUCAGUUUCCAAAGAUUGUUUACUAACUAUGCAAUACAACAGACGCGCUGAUCAGACAUAACAACUCAGGUUUGAUUGAUAUUCUUAUUAGUCUGGCUGCCAGAAGCGACACACACAAUUGAAAAGAAAUUCAUAGAUAAUUAAUAUUUAAUAUUAUCGCUUUAGAAAAAGACUCAAUAUUUUACAGUGUUUGUCAGGUUCCUCAAUUUCACGGAGUUCUCCAACAGUCUCUCCCCACUAAUCGGCGAUGUUCUCUUUUUACUUUUGCUCGUUUUCCCUCAUUCCGUUGUUUUCUGUGAUACCUAAUGCGGCUUCUGCUCAAAUGGAAGGUUAGUUUUCUUUUAUUUAUAUAGAAGGACAUAGACUGACAUGACUUCUUGUGCUUUGUAUGUAACAUAUGACUUUCCUUGGUAACUAAAAAUUCCGGUGAGUGCGUUAAAGAGAUUGUAUAAGAGCUCCGAUCUAAGUGAGGACUGUGGAUGUAAACUAUGUUUUCUUUUAAAGACACCAUGGUUAAAAUGCAAAGACGCUUCUGCCCUUGGAAAUGAAAAUAGCACUAGUCACUCGGGGGGAAAACUUGCCAAACAAUUUGGUUUGGUCAUCGUUAAAAAUUGUCUCUCCAUUCACGACUCAGACUCAGUAGUGAGAAAAUUAAGAAGUGGAAAAAAAUUGUUAUGGUCAUCGUGAGACGAUUGUCUUCCCCUAGCUAGUUCUUUAUUAAACAGCUUAAGUACUGAAACUUCUAGCAGAGACAUUUUUUAAGUGUCAAGAGCUGCAGACGGGCUACAUGGGUUUCCAUUCCUUACCAAAACCACCCCACCCCUCCAUUGCUAGGCAGGCUUGUUACGCCAGCUGGUACCUAAAACAAACGACUCCACGGCUGAUUGCUUAAACCACGAUGGGUAAAUUGAGGUUGCAAAAAAGGACAUUUCUUAAUCCAGCCUACUUUAAAUGAGUGACAGUGCUCAUAACCUAAAAAAAAUAUUUUCAACUGAAAGUAUACAUUUGUUGUGGAGUAUUUUGAAAGUUAUUUUUAGACAGAUCUAUCUUAUCUUUUAAGGUGGCUCGAUACAGUUUUUCAGGGUCAAUACCUCCCACGUUUGAGCGUAAACUACGUCGCCAUAAACAAAGAUUUGGAAAAAUUGACACCACGGUUGUAUUAGAUAAAGAUGAAAAUUUGUUAUGAUCAGGGUUGCAAUGACAUCGGAGUUGUCAUAGCAACGAAAUGACGCCAUUACCUAUUUUGCUUUCAGCAUGAUUUCUCGGCACUGGGAACUGUUCUUCCAAAAUCGUUUACUGGAACUUUUUCCUACAACAGCCGCCUCGAUGUUCCUGAAGUUUAAGCGAAAUCUGUAAGAGCGUUAUCGAGAUAUUUUGGGAACAAGUUUUUAUGGUUAGAAAUACGGUAAAAAAUGGACAAUCUUCAUGUUCGACUGUUAUCUGUACUAAACGAAGCGCUUUUGACAUGCAAUUUCACCUCAUAGUAGUUUCAAUCUUUUUAAAAACGUGUGUGAAAGAUCAUUGAGAUACCUUCAGCCGAUUGCUAGAAAGAAGGAUUUGAUUAGUAUGUAUCGGGGCGCUCUUGUUAGCGGUAAUGUAAACAUUUCGAUCUACUUUAACAAAUUAGCGAAUAAUUUUUAAACCGCUCGAUCAUUUUUUUUUUUAAAUUUAAGAGUCUUGAGAUAAACCGUCCUUUUAUAUGACCUCUUAGUUUCAAGGUUAUUGAUAUAUUGUAAGGUAGUAAAAUAAGGGCUUGAAUUCGCUAACAUUUUGUCAGAAAUUUUGUGUUUACAAGUGAGAGCCUCUUAUUAUUCGGCGGUAUUGUCUCAAAGUUUCAUUUUCACGUGAACAGCAGUAACUUACAAUGCAUUUGACAUAUGCAAAAAUACUAGGUAUUGUUGUGCACGAAAAUAUGAAACUUGGAGACAAUAACCUUGAAUAAUGAGAGGCUCUCACUUGUAAACACAAAAUGUCUGACAAAAUAUUAGCGAAUUCAAGCCCUUAUUUCACUGCCUUACAAUAUAUCAAUAAUCUUGAAACUAAGAGGUCAUAUAAAAGGACGGUUAAUCUCAAGAUUCUUAAAUUUUCUAAAAAAUUUAUCGAGCGAUUUAAAAAUUAUUCGCUAAUUUGUUAAAGUAGACCGAAAUGUCUACAUUACCGCUAACAAGAGCGCCUUGAUACAUACUAAUCAAAUCCUUCUUUCUAGCAAUCGGCUGGAGGUAUCUCAAUGAUCUUUCACACAAGUUUUUAAAAAGAUUGAAACUACUAUGAGGUGAAAUUGCAUGCCAAAAGCGCUUCGUUUAGUACAGAUAACAGUCGAACAUCAAGAUUGUCCAUUUUUUACCGUAUUUCUAACCAUAAAAACUUGUUCCCAAAAUAUCUCGAUAACGCUCUUACAGAUUUCGCUUAAACUUCACGAACGUCGAGGCGGCUGUUGUAGGAAAAAGUUCCAGUAAACGAUUUUGGAAGAACAGUUCCCAGUGCUGAGAAAUCAUGCUGCAAGUAAAAUAGGUAAUGGCGUCAUUUCGUUGCUAUGACAACUCCGAUGUCAUUGCAACCCUGAUCAUAACAAAUUUUCAUCUUAAUCUAAUACAACUGAGGUGUCAAUUUUUCCAAAUCUUUGUUUAUGGCGACGUAGUUUACGCUCAAACUUGGGAGGUAUUGACCUUGAAAAACUAUAUCGAGCCACCUUAAGUUUAGUUUUUGAUCUUUUGUUUUUACUUGUACUUUAUUUAAUUCACGCUUAGCUCGUGAAUUUUUUUCAGUUACCAUAUUCGGAAUGUUAUUCGCUUGGCAUUCUCAGAUGUUAGUUUUUUACAGGUGGUCGUGCUUGUGGUGUUAGAGCUGACCUUCGUUCUUUAGUACUUAUCAGUUGCGACUGUGCGUAGGCUAAUCUAUUCCCUAACAAUAGGAAACCUGUUGCAAUGUUAGCGAUACGAUAUACAGACAUGUCCAGUUUUGGCUAUUAAAACUGCUACUAUACUUGAACUAGAUGACAAAAUCAGAGAUCCGAGACAAACAAAUAUGUCUCCUGAGCAUUAUUUUUGAAGUUGCAAGCAGCAGGGAUCAACUUUGAAAAACUGUUAGGCUGAACAGUUUUCAAAAUCCCUAAUUUCAAUCCGUUUCAACCUUCUUCAGUUUUGCCCAUCCGUGGCAUCUGUUGUUUCUGUUGGGUUAUUUUAACCUUGCUUUAAAGUUUUAAGAGGCUAUUUUUAUGUUUCUCUCAAUUUAACGGGCAUUUUGUAAUUUCCUAAUUUGGCUGAAUUUCGUGACACAGCUCCUUUAAAAUGAGAGAUUAUAUGGACAGGCGGGUUAACCCACCUAUGCGGUUUACCUCACCUUACUGGGGUCCCCCACCUCCAUGUAAACAGGCCCUAAGAAUUGUGCCCCAAAGUGUGAUGCACGUGCGGAGCUGUUAUUUUUUCAUUACACAAAUUGUUUUCAGACGUUCGAUCGUUGCCGCCAUCGUCUAUAGGCUGCUUCAAACUUAAUAAAUCUUAAUCAGUUUUAAAGCUCACAAAAAGUAUGAUUUAUAGAACUACAUGACUUUAAACAGUCCGGGCCACAACCAGAUCUGGAUAUGUAAUUUCCUGCAAUGUGAUUGGUCCAGAAUGCAACCAACACAUUGAUUUGACCGCGAAAGGACUAAGUUCGACAGAAAUGUCGCAGCAAAGAGCGCUAUGGCUGGGAUGUUCCUUGAAGAAAAUGAACAGCAUGUACUACCACACCGAUUAAUCGAGAUGAUUUUAUGUGUCUUAGCGUUCGAUUUACAAAUAUCAAGAUGAUAAUGAUCGAGGAAGGUUUCUGUAAAAACGCCUGGACUUCUGAUAUCAAGAGGCCCGAAGCAACUGGACGACACGGAUCGAAAGGGAAGAGUAGGCAAUUUGAAUACUUGAAAUACUGAUACAUUUUAAGUGAAAAGGUAUAAAGAAGUCGUGUUUGGAGUACUUUUUGCGAGCACUGCUUCGGCCUAGAGUAGUAUGCUUUAUGCUUCUUCGGGAGCAAUUGCAAGUUUUCAGUGUCACGCCAUUCAAAAUAGAUCAAAAUAAAAAUCAAAACCAUUCGACAGAUAAAGCCCAGAAUCUGGGAAGUGAAAGGAGGUAAAUAUACAAAGACCCUCGCCAAGAUUUGGGUCGAAGGAAUAAUUCGUAUACGAGAUAUCCGAGGAAAUGUUUUACCCAAAUUUAUAGAGCUUUGUAUGGAGACGACAUGCUGGAGCUCAUCCGGAUGAGCUCCAACACGGCGGACGGAAACCAAGAGAAACAUCUGUUGCCGAGUUUUGCUACAAAAGCGUGAAUUUACUCCUAGAGGAACUCAUAAACAUUAAAGUAAUACUCUUUCUAAUACUUGAACUGUUUAGAUAGCAAAAUUCCUCGAAAAAAGUUACUUUUUUAACCUAAAUGACAGCUCUCUCGGCCGUAAUGUAAAUGCUGGGUCACGCAAAAGCUUAGAAAUUCAAGCGUACUCUAUUACAAAACCAAGAACCCUUUUGAAGCGAAAAUUUGUUUGAAAAUUAGUUUUCAGCUGCUCUAAUACACCAUGAAAGUAAAAUCUCAGUAGGAUCGAUAGUUUUGUAUUUUGAAUUUUAGUGACGUCAUGUGAAAACCAACAAUACCAUACGCGCUAAAAUCUAAUUGCGAUCGAAGGAGUGCUGGAUAUCAAUUUUCAAUAUUUCAAUCGUCAAACAUCUUGGAUUAAUAUGCGAAGGUAAAAAAAAUAAAUAAAAUUUCUGUAAAUUGCACUCACGAAGGGUCGUAAACAGUCCUGAAUCAAUGUCUGUCUUUUCGUGGUGCAAAACCCCAUUGCGGAUGAAAAUAUUAAAAUACCAUUCACAGUUCAGAGGAGGACUUUAUCGUGUUCUAAUAGCAUUAAAGUGGGGUGGUAGGCCUACACGAAUUUUAACUCAUGCCAAAAUGCUGCUCGUUUCAAUGAAGUUUUUUUCCUCUGCUGGGUAGAUUAUGAUCUGGAAGAUUGUACAUUUUCACUGAGAUUUUAGCCGCUUGUUGCACACUGAGAGGUCAUGGCACACACAUCGAUUUACUGUGGUUUUUGUAUCUGGUCUGAAGGAUUUUCCCUCUAAUGCAAGAGCAUUUUCUGUGACCUCAGUUUUUGAAGCGUAAAGCAUUUUAUUACGGCUGAAUAAGGGUUUUAAUUUUCUCCAAAGUACCUUCUGGAUCUCAAUAACUAAGCGAUUUUUGUUAGUCCGUGAAUGUAAAUAAAAAUGUUGUUGUUUUUUUUUUUUUGCAGUGUUGUAUCACGCUGGGCCCAGCUCAUGAGUUUUCAUUGCAGGAUGUUAAAUUAUCACGGAUAGUGAUUUAGAGAUACAAAAUUAUAAGAAUUAAGUGCAGCUUUAAUUGAAGCUGCAUCAAAUAUGGAGAAAUGCAUUGUGACUCAGUAGACUCCAGCUUGGUGUUUUUCUAUAAAUGCGAGUCUUCUGACUGGAGCGCGUAUUCCCAUCCUUGACAAUAGCUUUUGAAUAAGCUUAACAGUGUUUGAACUGUUUUGUUAUUGCCACUUUGUGAUCAGGCAAGACCAUGGUUACGGUUCUUCACGAACAAACUGGCGGCAUCUUUUUGCCACUAAAACAAGGUGCUUUUGCUUUUCCAUCCGACUGCAAGAUAACAUAAAAUAAACAUUGCGUUACAAUGAAAAGCAGCAGCACGUGAACGGUGCAACUGACUGUUGCUUCUUCCAAAGCACAGCACUAUUUGAAUUCGCUAUGCACUACACCAAAAAGACCACCACCAACAGGCAAAUUUUAUGUAGAUUUCAAAAACCUUUUUUUCAAGGAUCAGAAAAUUGAAACUCACCUUCUUUUUUAGAUGUUUUGCGCCUUGUCCGGCAUUUCUUUGAGCUGAAAAACUCUCGUGUUCGGUCGUUUUGCCUCCCAAGAACGCACAAACGUUAAUCGGACGGCAUUUUUUCUUCACACCCCUGAUUUCUCGCUGCUAAAGUCACAGCUCUCAAAGUAGUAUGGGGAAAAGACACUUAUAGGUGCAGCAAAGAGCCUGGAAGUGACCUUCCCCUGUGUUUCUCGGCGAGGGCGACAUUUUGCAAAUGUGGAUGACGUCAUCAUAUAUCCAGAUCUGGUAGUGGCCCGGACUGUUAAAAGUCAUAAAUAUCAAGUACCUAAGAACUGCCAGAAAAAUACUUAAUUCCAUCAGAAAAUAAUUCGCUAUUUUUCUUCCCCUGACCUCUUUACUUUAGCUACGUUUUUGAGUUUCAGCUCACUUAAUGCGUUCCACUUUAAAAGCCAUUCUUAAAGCCAGGAACUCCCUAAAUUAAGAGAUUUCUAAUAUGCACGACCCAUGCAUUCUAAAAACGUAAAUUAAACCCUUCAUUCUUUCUCUUCAGAAUUUACCACCAUGUAUCAUCACAGUCUUCGUCAAGAUGUUUUUAUAAAGGACGAGUACCAUUAUUUAAACGUUUCUAAAGUUGGAACGUUUACAGUGUAUGACAGCCUUGACUGCACCUUUGAAUGCCUCGGCAAUCCUUCCUGUCUGUCCUUCAACCUGGCAGCUUCCAAAGGAGCAGAUGGAAAGUUGCGGUGUGAGUUGUUAUCCUCAGAAAAGUACAGCAGUCCUGAGGAAUAUAAAAGGAACGAGAGUUUUCAUCACUUUUCCAUCAAGGUGGAGUAAAAUCUUUGCAUAGAGUUUAUUAAAGUAAGAUAUUUUUUGAUAUCCCAGUCUAUGCGACUUUUAAUAACCUGUCACGAACACUAAUCGACGUAGAAGUGACUACUGCACGUAACAAGUCGGGGUUAUUCAGUCGAAUGUCACUUUCUCCUUUUUUUUUCUUACUUCUGCCAUCAACACUUUUACGCAAAACGAAAUUACCUUAAUUAUAUGGCAUUUGACAUCAACCUUUUCUUAAACUAUUUCAGACUCCAUGUAUGUCAUCACCUUGUCAGAACGGAGGCACCUGUGUAGCGAACUAUAAGUAUCACUCGUUCGACUGCCGUUGCAAAGAAGGGUUCUAUGGAGAAUUUUGCGAAGAAGGUAAUUGAUAUUCAGACCGGGACCCCCGUUCAAGUUAGGACAACCAAACUUAGCGGCUUUACCUAAAAUUUAUCUUGGAAAAUUUUAAAGGCGUUGUGACGUGUACGUCAACAUUGAUGUUACCAUGGUAACCGAGUUUUGACAGCCAUGGUUUUCAGAAUUUGCUUUUUCUCUUAACAAAAUAGGUUUAAAUUCAUUUCUUUUUUAACUGAUUGAUUUAUUAGGUUAUCUACUUCUUUUUUACAGUUGCCAAGUCCUCAUGCCAAGAUGUUUAUAAUCAGCUCACAGAAAAGUGGGUAAACCUAUGCAUAGUAAUUUAAUUGAUGAGGAUAGAUCACUUAAAGUCCGGGGGAUCAUUCGGAGUGCGUCAGUACUGUGUUUAUAAGCCAAAAAUCAGCCGUCAGGCCUCAAAAACGGAAUACAAUUGUGUUGCAGGGAAAGUCGAUAUCACUUAAUUAAUUGUACAUGUUAGAAUUCGUAUCGUGGCUGAUGAAUUCUAUUUCAGCCUUUGUUCUCCACUCUAAAAAAACUUAGGGUUAUUAGAGACCUAAACUUGUAAAAACUGUUGAAUUUUUAAAACAAAUGAUUGGUACUGUUAAGAUAAUAAAAACCAUAAUCUGUGAACACCACCAUCCUGCAAUGAAGGCCCUCCAGCAAAAAAAGUUGUUGAUGAAAUGCGGUUGAACCCCGCCGUUUCGUUUAAUACGAACACCCGUAUAAAACGAAUGGUUCGUUUGUACCGACAAAAGUUCAGAUAUUUCAGUGCUCAUAAGUAAACCUGGUUAAUAUGGAAAACAAACACUUUUCUUGUGUCCCGAGUCCCAAACUGUCAUAUAAUAAUUAUCGUAAACUCCCCCGAAAGGUCCUCAAUUAAGUUUUAUAGGGCAAGCUUAGCCCUGGGUCUAACUCCUUACGUUUUAUGCCCAUCAUUUUUGCAGAAAAGGUACUCCUUUCGUAUACCAUUCCAUUCGUCUCUAAUGGUUAAAGGUUCGAGUGGCUUGUUGCAGGCACUUCAUCCCCAGGGGGUACUCAACAAAUUUUUACGGUGAUAAUCCCUGCCCCGAGGUCCACGUCCUUACCUUUUCACAUCCCUUUUGGCGGUUGAGGGGUGGAGUGGCUUGUUACAGGCACUUUAUCCCCAGGGGUUACUCAACAAAUUUUUACGGUGAUAAUCCCUGCCCCGAGGUCCACGUCCUUACCUUUUCACAUACCUUUUGUCGGUUGAGGGGUGGAGUGGCUUGUUACAGGCACUUUAUCCCCAGGGGGUACUCAACAAAUUUUUACGGUGAUAAUCCCUGCCCCAAGGUCCACGUCCUUACCUUUUCACAUACCUUUUGGCGAUUGAGGGGUGGAGUGGCUUGUUACAGGCAUUUUAAAAUGAGCUCAGACCAUACAAGGGCCAAUGUGAAGAAAGACUGCCUUAUCAAAAUCAAACUUGCACGCUAUUUUAAUUGGAGUUUCUUUUUUUUUUAGUAACAAAAUCGUAUUAACCCACAGAAAUCUGUAAUUAUUUGAAAAAGGUUCAUUGUAUGCAAUUAGUGCGUGGUUGUGACAAGGAAAUAGACAGUGGCAGCUAUAGGUAGCCAGUGGUCACCAGUGUCCAUAAAGCGGGGUUGACGACAUGAGAUUUUAAGUCUUCGGAACACAGAAAAGUGUCCGUUCUCCGUCUCAACCGUUGUCCUUAUUAAACGGGUUGGAGAAAGUACGUGAGCUUCAAUAAUUAAAACAUGCAAAACUGACUACUGAAUAUCUGUGUAACAUGUUCUGAGUAGUUGUCAAGAAAAACCAAUCCAAGUCUUACAUGUAGCUCGCGGGUAAAACAGGGGUCCUUUGCCGUCAGAUGGGAAAAACAUCAUGCGCACCAUUUUCGCGGUUUUUCGGUCGCCCCUUUCGCCUUCCCUCUGAACAUCUGCUACGCUGUUUAGCCAUCUUCGAUGUCCGAAUUUAAUUGCUACAGAACACUUUAGUCAAAUACACUUUAUUAAAGUUAGGUGAAGAGCAGCACAGCUUGGUAUUAUAAUACAAAAAUAAAUAUCAACCUGUGCUUGAGGUGAAAUUAUAUCAGUCCAAAGUACAUUUAUCGUGUAGUAGCUCCUAGUAACAUGAUGGGGAACCUGACAAAUUUAGAUUUGACUGAGAUUGUACUGAAUUCCAUUCAUUUAUUUUUGUAAGAAAAAGAGAACCUUUUUUUUUUUACAACCAGUUAAGGUACAUUCCAUUUUUUUCUCUCCGACAGUUGGGAGCUGGAAAAAUUAAAAUGAGAUUUCAUUUUGUACAGGUUGAACGUGAGUCGGUUGGUCACUCUCCUCCUUGACUCCAAACUAGUUUCAGUUCUCUGUCACUUUGGAAAUUUUGGAUGCGGAGAUGGAGGAUGGACACCGGUCAUGAAGAUGGACGGCAACAAGGUAAGACAUUUGUUUACGUUUUCCCUUAGUUUGGCGACGACAGUGGAAAAAAAAAAUGUGUUAUUCAUAAUUAAAUACAGGUUUGCCUCUGUCAGAGGUAAUUUUCAAUUAUCCAAGCCUGUGAAUACAGCCGUUUCUCCUUGCUCCUCGUCGCUAGGGACGUUUCAUCAGGAGGAACGUUUGCACCUCAGCGACAGAAAUUCCAUACUAAUGACGUAAACUUGUAAAAUUUUCUGGGGGAGCAUAAUCCCAGCCUCCGAGUUUGAAGCUCCUUCGGCGCUCUAACUUUUCUUCUCGUUGGUACAUGCCAAGUCCCUGGAUCUGAAAGAUUUAAGUAUUAAGAACACCUUUAAGCUUCUGGAAUGUCUCGGUCAGUAACAGAGGUCAUCCGACCUUCCUGUCAGACGAUGUGAAGGUUUUCAUCAAAAGACGGAAGCCUGGUCUCUGUAUUUGCGAAUUAGCGAGAGUUAAAGAUAAUUAUAUUCAGUUCGGCAUUUUUCAAUCGCAUCAAUAAUUAAAGAGUGCAGUAUUUGUUUACUUUUUAUUCUAUCGGUGACCAUUAACGUCAUUUUGCGUGCUGUGGCUAAAUUGUCAUUUUAUAAAGCUGGAGAAGUGAGGACAUUGCAGAUAUUCUUUUCAUUUUAAUGGAUCUUUCAUUCUUUCUUUUUUCUUCUCCUGAAAGGAUGUUAUCUUUAGAAGAAAAAAGAAGCUUAAAUUUCAACUUUUCUUUUUAAAGGACAUUUUUGCUAUUUCUUCCUCCUUUCUACCACAGCAAACAUUUCAUUACGAAACAGCCUUUUGGAGAAACAAAGAAACCUUUCACCCUGACGGAGGGAAAACUGGGUUUGACUCACAGGAAACCAAACUUCCCUCCUACUGGAACACAUCCUUCUCCAAGAUCUGCCUGGGUAUGAAGAUCAACAACCAGACCAAUUUUAUUGUCAUUAACAAGCAGGCGAACUCCUUGUACUCUCUGAUCGCUGAUGGGCAAUAUCGCAGCACCUCACUGGGUCGUGACAAGUGGAUGUCACUGAUUGGUUCUAAUGCCUCAUUGCAGCUGAACUGUAAAAAGGAAGGGUUCAACGCAAAGUGUACCUUGAGUGGCCGUUCCAAAGCAAGAAUCGGUAUUCUCGGCAACGAUCAAACAGAUUGCCAUGAAUGUAACUCCAGAUUGGGGUUUGGGAGUGAAGGGAACUACGAUGAUAGGCGGAAUACAUGUGGAAAUUUGGAUAACCACAAAGGAAAAAGACUAAGCAUCAAGACAAUGGGGUAUAUCCUGGUGCAGUGA
This is a messenger RNA of Porites lobata, 13805 nucleotides long. The record is from the annotation of a GenBank genome assembly. Lineage: Eukaryota; Metazoa; Cnidaria; Anthozoa; Scleractinia; Poritidae.